AUGCUGUACCGCGCCAUCAACGGGGAGAGCGAGGGCGCGCCCGCGCCGCUUGAGCGCCGCGAGGACCCCGGCCCGCGCCCCGCGCCUCACCGAUACGAGGGCCCGCCCACCCCGUGCCCGGCGCGCGUGGAGUACGCGACGCCGGUGUUCGCGCGCAACUACCAGGGCGUGUGGCGAUACGUCGAAUACCCUCAGAAGCGCGCAGAUGAAGAGAAACCACCGCACUGCGACGGGCACGAUAACUUUGGAUGUUUCCAGGUGCAGCUCUUAUUGUAA
Molecule: messenger RNA, 276 nt
Organism: Chilo suppressalis (striped riceborer)
Lineage: Eukaryota; Metazoa; Arthropoda; Insecta; Lepidoptera; Crambidae
Source: the annotation of a GenBank genome assembly